Polyodon spathula (Mississippi paddlefish) is the source of this 2096-nucleotide messenger RNA. RefSeq names its product protein FAM72A-like. Bases 325 to 774 code for a protein of 149 amino acids. Gene Ontology annotation, cellular component: cytosol. Lineage: Eukaryota; Metazoa; Chordata; Actinopteri; Acipenseriformes; Polyodontidae. The record is from RefSeq and is a predicted model, not a curated record. The transcript has 4 exons.
CAAAGUACACUGCGAAACACCUGUCGAGUUAAAACAGCAAGACGACGAGGUUUACAGAGAAAUUGAUUACAGUGCAGCUACAUAGGAUAAAGAACGUCGUUGCUAUAGCCAUUAAAACAAAUCAAAACCAAACGAGGUACAUUAUGAAUGUAGAUUUACAGUCACCUAUUGUUUGACUGAAACUCCCUUAAACACAAUUACGCGUUAUUAUUACACAGUUUCUUUUCAGAAUGCAAAUCGAUUGGUAAUCUAUGUGAUACAUCGGUUGCGGUUCGGUGAUUGUUGCUUUAGAUCGGUGCCCACUGGGACUAAUAUCGUGUUUAUAUGACAAUGUCAGCCUCGACCUUUAAAAGCAAGUGCGUUUCACUCAUUCACUGCGCGUUCUGCGAAAGCGUCCUGUGCACACGAGGAAUGAAAGCUGCCCUUUUGGCCGAUACUGAAGUUGAGCUCUAUUCGACUGACAUACCGCCGAAAAGCUCGGUUGACUUUGUUGCAAACUGCUAUUCAACAGAAAGCUGCAAAUGCAAACUGAAAGACAUCGCAUGCUUGAAAUGUGGUAACAUUGUCGGGUACCAUGUGGUGGCCCCCUGUAAUCCCUGCCUGCUGUCUUGUAAUAAUGGCCAUUUCUGGAUGUUUCACAGUACAGCUGUGUCUGCUGCUAGUAGGCUGGACUCAUCAGGAUCAAAACUUCUGCUUUGGGGAGACCUGCCUGACACUGAGGAGAGCGACGACGAAGGGAUAGACAGUCUGUCUGAAGAGGAAUGUAUCAGAUAGAAAGAUGAUACUUCAGUGUGGAGACCUCUGAUCCACAUCCACAGCACAUCCAUCGAUUACACUGUGAGACGCAUAUGAACUUGAGUUGUAAAGGGGGGGGUCAAAAUUGUGCUAACGAAACGUUGAUAUUGCUUCGUGCUUCACCGUCAUUAUUUCCAAAUCAAUCAAACGGCCAAGCAAAUCAUCCAUCCGUAAAAGAAAAUGAAAAGCUGCAGUCAGUUACAUCCUCAAUCGUUAAACGGCAGGAGAGUCCUGCUGAUGUGAAACUCUGUAUUAGUCUGCACCAGCCGGCAUUACAGUACAAUAUUGAGAUUGCUCUGAUCUGUUCUUGAUAGGCGGUAUACCUGUUCCACGAGAGGGAUUAUAUGGUAUUUCUGUAGUGGUGGAUAUCUGCAAGGCAAUCGACUUGAAACGUUGUUGCAUUUUUUUUAAUAAGUUACACAGUCAUUGGAUUUAAUAUAAUGUUCAGGAAGGACAGAUAUUUUUAUUAUUGAGAUUCCCCCUUUCAUCUUUUUUACCUUGUGGUUCAGAUUAACAUUCAGCUGCUGUCCACAACGCUGUCGGCAGUCUGAAGGCUGAUAUCUAAAGUGGUUACUUUAUCCCUGAAAGGGAUUGGAAACCAAACAGACAAAAGGAUACUGUGUUAGAAUUGCACUGGAAGUUCAAGGUCCCACAAUUGAAAAGGAGAGGAGUUUUAGAGUUCUUGUGGUUCUUUCUUACUAGGUUGAAGAGUAAUUUAACUUUGAAUUAAGACAAGACAUGUAUUAUAAGUUACUUAUUGCACAAUCAAAGGAUUUCUAUAUUUUUGUUAGAUUUAUUUUUUUUACUUUUCAACAAUUUUUAUAAAUAUGGUGUUUUUUAAAUAAAAAAUCAAGUAGGAUGAUCAGAUUUGAAGAUUGCAGUAUUAUUAGGAGCAUCAGCAGCAUUCAUUUGUUGGCUGUGUUUGUGUUUUCUUGCUGAGCAGUUGAUUUCCAAAAUCUUAUUAUUUUUUAUAUUUAUUUUAUGUUGACAUGCAUCGACGCAACUCUCAAUCAAGAUUUAGAAAAUGCUUGACUGUAAAAGACGAGGCAUUAAAAAUAAUAAUGAAAAGAAGGCUAUAGUGGUGCAUACUUGAGCUUGAAAGCUGUAACUGACACAAACUCAUCUUAAACUGACACAUGUCUGCUUUGGAAAUUGAGGAUUGCUCUACUUUAAGGUGCUAAGCACCUUUUUUUUCAUUUGCAUUGAAGCAAAGAUAUAUUUAUAUCUACUUUGAUAAAGCGUCUGCAUAAAAAUAACAGGCUGCAAUUGCACUGACUUACACUUUGUAUAUAUGUGUAUGU